Messenger RNA from Phycodurus eques (leafy seadragon), 2990 nucleotides. RefSeq names its product GLE1 RNA export mediator (gene gle1). Bases 144 to 2276 code for a protein of 710 amino acids. Gene Ontology annotation, biological process: poly(A)+ mRNA export from nucleus; regulation of translational initiation; regulation of translational termination. Gene Ontology annotation, cellular component: cytoplasm; nuclear pore cytoplasmic filaments; nuclear pore. The record is from RefSeq and is a predicted model, not a curated record. Gene Ontology annotation, molecular function: translation initiation factor binding; phospholipid binding; inositol hexakisphosphate binding. NCBI's taxonomy places the organism in Eukaryota, Metazoa, Chordata, Actinopteri, Syngnathiformes, Syngnathidae. The transcript is spliced from 15 exons.
UCAACGGAGCUGUGUCGACCUCAUGCCGGUGCUGCAAAAUGGGCUAGACCUUUCUCCUGUUUUAUAUCUUUGAUAUAUAUAUCUCUAUAUAUAGAUAUAUAUAUUUCGGGACAUAUUUUUUCUUGUUUUUACGUUCCUUCACCAUGCCCAGUGACAGUCUCCGUUGGGAAACGUUACAGGCUCUAAAAAACUCGCCAAAGGGAAAGAUCACAUUCAACCCGUAUUGGUCGUCGAGAGGUGAGGACAUUUUGUCAUGUUAUCAAGACUCGCUCAGCUUGUCACCCCAGUCCGGAGCCAUACUGCAGCACCUCAACCUGCAGUCCCCACAGAAGGCUGUUAGUUCGAAUUGUAGCUCUGGUCCGACCAGUCCUGGUCUCACCUCCACUUCUUCCACUGAUUCGAGCCGUGAUGCUGCAGUCAAGAACAACACGGUCACUGUAACACUGUCAAAAGCUGAGAAAGAACAGAUUCAUAACAGAAACGAGCAGGAUCCGGAGAAGGAUGUCGAUGAAAUCACCAGUUCCUUGUCCUCACCAACGAUCUCCCUGCUCUCUCCUGAAGCCAUGGCGAUGGCCGGACAGAUUGCCAUGUCUGAAGAAGAGCAACGUAAAAAGGCGAAGAUGGCGUUCAGGUUGCGUCAGGAGAUGCAGGAGAAGCUGGUGAUGGCGGUGGCGAGCACUGAGUCGGAGCAGCUGAAACGCUUUGAGGAGCUCAUGGAGUUGAAACAGAGACAGGAGUACCAGAGCAUGCGGGAUAUGAUGGACAGAGAAGCAAAAGAGAGCAUUGGCCGUCAAGAGAAGCUGAAGGAAGAGCAACGCCACAGAUUGAAGAUCCAGAAUCUCCGUCUGAGAGAGGUGGAGCAGCAGCGCCUGAGGGAGGCAGAGCUGGAGAGACAGCGGCUGGUUGAAGGCGAAGAGAGGCUGCGGAACCUCAACUCCAUUCAGGAGGAGAUCCUGCAGCUCAACCAGUUGCUGGAGCCCUCGACCCAGACUCAAACCACUGUCCUAUCAGCAUCUAUUGGCACCUACAGUACCCGUGGGAACCAGCUGUGCUCCCAGGUGUCCGAGGUUGUUCGCAAGACAGCAGAGGGACAGUAUCCCAGCAUGGAAGACAUGACUGUGGCGGAGCGGGCCCUACAUGAAAUGAGGACUCAAAUUCGCUUGAUGCAGGAAGAGGCAGCAAAAGCUCAGGAGGAGGAGAAGAAGAAAGAGUUGGCAGAGUCCCGCCGGAAGCUGGAGGAGCUGAAGACGCAGCAGGAAGCACAAACAAAGGCGGAGCAGGCGGCUAAAGAGCGGGCGCAAAAGCAAGGGCUGCAGAACAAUGCAGAAGACACCACGUUGAAAUGGUACAAGGAAUUGCAGGAGUCGCUUACUCAGUGCGCUCAGUCCAUUGAACAACUCAGCUCAUCAAAAGAUGUCCAGACAAAGAGACUUAAGUUGGAGCUCCAGAAAGCCGCAACUAUACCAAUCAGUCAAAUCUCCGCCAAUUCUGGAUCUCGACUUCGAGAAAUCUUUGAAAGGCUCGACAAGCUGCUGUCCGGACAGGCGGUGGUGUCGGCUGGAAAGUCAAUUUCCACCUCUCAUCACCCACAGGGCUUGGACUUUGUGUUUUACAAAGUGGCUGAGAAGUUUGUGAAACAAGGUGAGGAAGAGGUGGCAUCGCAUCAUGAAGCCGCCUUCCCCAUCGGUGUGACGGCCUCAGGUACUUGGCAGCUGCACCCCCGAUUUGGUGACCUCCUCCUUGGCCACCUACACAAAAAAUGUCCUUAUGCGGUUCCACAUUAUCCUCGAAUGAAGGAUGGCACACCUGUGGAUGAAUAUCAGAGAAUUCUUGGUUACCGUGUGGAUGACUCUGGUGUUGAAGGCCAAGACAGUUUCAUGAAAAGGAUGUCAGGCAUGAUCCGCCUCUAUGCUGCCAUCAUCCAACUGAAGUGGCCAUUUGACUCAAAGCAUGGGUUGCCAACUCACGGGCUGAAUCAUGGUUGGCGCUGGUUGGCUCAGAUGCUCAACAUGGAGCCUAUAGCCGACAUCACUGCGACGCUACUGUUUGACUUUCUCGAGGUUUGCGGUCACGCUUUGUUAAAAAGCUAUCAGGGUCAGUUCUGGAAAGUCCUCCUGCUUCUGAAAGAGCAAUACUUACCCAGGAUUGAAGCUGUGACCAGCAGUGGACAAAUGGGCUCUGUCUCUAGACUGAAACUAUUCCUUGAGAAAUUGCUGCGAGAGCGGCAGCUCAGUCCACCUAAAGGAGAGCUGACAUCCAUCUUCUGGAGGUCAUGAGGUUGUGGGAGAGUACAUUGACACUGGAAGAAGCUGAGGCAAAGAUGAAAAAUGUCACAGCAUCAAAGUCAAUUGAUACGAGCAUUGCAGGACAGUGUACUUUGGACUGAAAUCAUAUGCCGUCUCUUACCGUCCUUUGCCUUUAGAAAUGUAUUGCCCUCCAAAUCACAAGUUGAGAAAGUUGUUUAUUUUGAUGUGCUAUUUUAAAAAAAAAUAUAUCUUUUUCGAAACAAAAUGAAUAAAAUAACAGGAACAACGCAACAAAUUAGGUUUGUUUUCUAUAACUGUGUUACUCUGAUGCAGGAAAAUAUCAAGUUGGGAUGCGUCAACUUUGAUUGUUAGUAUCCUAAACAAGAGAACAACUAAACAAUGAAUAUUACUUCAAAACCAUGAAUGCAGUGCGUGAGCUGGGACAGACUUUCAUGGCAAUGGUUUAUGACUACCGUAAUAGUUUAGACCCCAAUAAAAAAGUUAUUCUGCUACUUUUUAUUACUAUUAUUGAAAUAAUGCAUUCUAGGAAACAGAAAUCCCAAAACAACUAUUUGCAUGCAAAUGAGAUGUUUUGAGCACAUUUGUCCCCAAAUCACCCCAAAAAAAAAAAAAAGCCAUUUUAAAUUAGCCAAAUGCUGUUAAAUUAUCAAUGACAGCCAGUGGUGGUGGUUUGUGUUCCUUUUUCUUUACAUGUUGUUUCCCAUAAAUCUACUUAAAACAUUU